Messenger RNA from Chara braunii, 3675 nucleotides. The record is from the annotation of a GenBank genome assembly. NCBI's taxonomy places the organism in Eukaryota, Viridiplantae, Streptophyta, Charophyceae, Charales, Characeae.
GUUCUCGUCUCUUCGACAAAUAAGUGCGAGCGUGAAAGCCCUUGCCUGGUCGCUGACGCGAUUUCUCACCAUCGAUAGGCUGCGGCAUAUUGCCAAGUACUUGUAGAGAGGACGCACUCGCGCGAUCGCUUGGAGUUGGUUAUGGCGGUCGACUUCAGUGCGAUCUCAUCGGAGGAUCUGACGCCUGUUCGCCGUACGCAACGUUCACGCAAUGGUCCCAGAUUUCGAAGCGCCUCCCUGAACAGUUCCGAUUUACCCAUGUUCGACGAGGUUAGGAGCUCGCACGGCUGCGCUGUUGAUGUGUCAUCAGCCUCCUUGCGGGAGUUGAGGAGCGGGAGUGGGAGUAGGCGGAAGAAACGUGAGCAGCGCCGCGAGUCCCUCUCUAGUGGCGUUGAGAGCGGCAGUGUUUCUCUGGCGGGGAGGAGGCCUCCGCCAUUGCCACCGGGAAACCACACCGCAACGUCAGCGUCCGCAAGAAACGGGACUAAGGCGCGAACGGCAGGUAAAGAAGACGAAUGGAGGGAGGUGGAAGAGGAGGGAGGUGGAGUGGUCGUGUCGGAGUCGGUUCAACCUGGGUUGAGCUACCGAGGCGAGGUGGCGGGUUUCGAGGACGACGACGACCGUUUCACUGUGAAGGCUUCUUCUCUUCUUCACGCUGGCCAUCAUCAUGUCGGUUUGAAGUCCGGCUUACUUAGUCGUGUGAGGGUCUCUCCUGCUGGUAAUGGGAGGGUUGGGAGUGCAAACGACAAUGAAGAAGGCGAGGAAGAAGAGGGAGGUGAGGAGGUCGCCGACUGCAAUGUUCUUUAUGGGGACUGGACGCCGCCCCCGAAAUCGCAACACAAAGACGUGUGCCACUUUCGGCGCCCGGAAGAUGUGGACAUGGAGCUGCCCCCUUUGCUGCGGCGAAAAACCUGGAAGCGUCGUCGCCCGGUUGUUGAUGAUCAGUCGUCCUCUCCUGACGUCGACGUGGAAUACGAGGGGUCCGGUCUGAUGACGAACUCCUCUUCUUCUUGUUCGUCUUUACAUGAUAUGCGUUCUAAGGAGUUGGUAAGCGAUGGCGGGAGAGAUGGGGUGGAGGAGGAGGAGGAGGACAAUAAGGCUGAGCGCGAGGAAGAAGGCGAUCCGAUGGAGUGUGUUGGCGACAGGGAUGCGGAGGAUGUUGUCCAGGGCAUCUCUCUUCCUGCUGUCAAAUGCCGCGAUUCUUCCAUGGUUACAGAUUCGGCAGCGGACGCCAGUUCUGGAGAUGUGCAGCAAAAAAGUAGAGAGGAGCGUGCUAAGUCCGAGCUCAGGGGAUUUGAAGAUGAUUUCAGGAUAAGGACUAAUCUUGAUUGGGUUUAUUAUUCCCAGCGAGGGGACGAGGAGGUGGAGGGAGACGAGGAGGUGGAUGAGGACGUGGCUGAGGAGGGGUGCACACAUGAUGAAGUUUGCGAGAUAUUGAACCCAUGUGCUUCCGUGCCUGAGAAGGUGGAGGAAAGGAAGAAGGAGAGAGGCGGUUUGGAUCGUCAAGAUGCCGGUGCAAAGGAGCAAGACCAAGACGUAAGACAUAUGGGAGACCAGGAAAUCGAAAAGGCGGCCAUUGGCAUACACGAUGGAGCGGGAUUCGCAGACGAUGAACCUAGGUCGCCACCAAUCGCAAGGCCGAUAUGGAGUCCUCAGUCUCUUGAAUGUCCCGACGCUCCGUACGCCAGGCGUAAGCGAACAUCAAUCGGAGGGAGCGUAGAGCUUGCACGGCAGAGCAGUCUCACAGACACGAAGCUGGUGCUGACGACUCAUCUGAAGCGGAAUGCUAGCAGUUUCUUUUACGAUAAACAUUUCGAGUAUUUGCAUGAAAUCGGGCGUGGGUCCUUCAGCACUGUGUAUGAGGCACGUGACCUGAGAAGUAGAGGUGUUUGCGCUGUUAAGAAAAGCAAAAGGCAGUUUAGGGGGAAGGAAGACAGGGAGCGGUAUGUGAGAGAGAUUCAAAGUGUUGCGGCCUUGGCAGAGCACCCGAAUGUUGUCAAGUAUUUCCGAGGAUGGCAGCAGGAUUCUUACUUCUAUAUUCAAAUGGAGCUCUGCGAAGGAGGAAGCUUGAGAGAUCAUCUGGACAGUGUGACAGGUCUGAUCCCGGAGGAGAAGGUCUGGAGUUGGAUCCGGCAAGUCGCUUCUGGACUGGCACAUAUUCACAAGAACGGAGUCUUGCAUUUGGACAUUAAGCCAGACAACAUUUUCAUUGACAGCCAAGGCACGCUCAAGAUCGGUGACUUUGGUCUAGCAGUCUUCGGAACAGAUGGGGAUUGGGAGGAAGGCGAUGGAGCAUAUGUUGCCCCUGAGCUCCUCCGAGGGAAGAAGCCUGGACCAGAGGCGGAUAUGUAUAGCUUUGGAGCAAUGGUCUUUGAAUGGGCAUCUGGUGAAAGGCUUCCGAGGUCGUGGGCGGCAAGACAAGAGGAGAUCAAGCUGCCCAGCCAGAGAUCUGCAGCGCUCAAUAGGCUCGUGAACUCGUUGUUACAGCUGAACUGUGCACUGCGGCCCAGUGCGGCGGCUGUUCUUGAAUGAUACUGUGCCGGAAUUGACCCCAUCAUGACCCUUGGCGAGGUAGACUGCGUAAAUUCUGCAAUGCAUUGCUGGGCGCAUGUGUAAAUACCUGCACUGGCCGUUCCUGAUGUUGUAGCUGAUGCUCAGAUCCUGCGGUCUACCAGGAAGAGGAUGAAGGAAUGGGAAUGGGGGAUUUCCUGCCAAGGAUGUCCACGCGGGAAGGGUGCUCGGCAUGAUUUGUCGACUAUUCUUAGGUCGCAUGUUCCUUCCCUAUGGUGGGCAGGUGAUUGAAAGAGGGAAGAUUUGCUCGGUUUGCACCCAGUUUUGGAGUAUGUGGACCAGAUUUGACAAGAAGAUGGUUUGUGGACCAUGGGCUGAAGCAUCUCGUUUGCCCAUUGCCACUUAGUGCAUCUUAUGGAGUCGUCCUGCUUUCUUAUGUCUAGGAGGCAGGGCCGUGCGAAAGGUAUAGUAUGGAAAAGGGUCUCAGCUCUCACACACUGUGGAUCAUAUACAUAAUUCAGGAAAGUGGAUUGGUCCUGCACACCGAUCCUGGGUGCAUCAUUGUUUAUCAUCAGAUCCUCUCCUAGAGUACACUGCACCGCACUGCAUUAUAGCACUGCACACACAGGGGUGGUCAAUCAACCACGUUAGGUUGUUUCAUGUCAGCGAGCAUUGAAACCUAAGGAGGAGUACUAGUUGUGGAGAGAAACAACCUUUGUUUCUGGUUUAGAACGUUUAGAUGUCAUCCGCAGCUUUCUGCGAGAAGCCUACCAGUGGUAAGAACUGUUACCCAAAUGAUUGGUUUCUGCAGCUUGAAGAAGGAAGAAGCUUAGUCUGCUCAGCCCCACAUCUCGUAUUGCCCAGUUUGUUGGGUUCGGUGUAGUUUGGUUUUGGAUUGGUUUGGCUCUGCUCUCUACUUCGUUUGCCGUGGACGCAGUACGUUUUCGUAGGCAACCAAGUGAGCAUUGGUGAUCUGCUCUCAGGACUCUCUUUUGGGGUAUUGGCGACAUGGACAGGGCACAUAAUUCGGUGGAUUCUUUAUGGAGUUCAGGUUGUUUUUGCCAUCCAGGUCAUGUUCGCCAUCCAGCAUAGCAGGGCAGAGAGUGGCUUGUCGGAAUUUCUCACUGUGUUGUUGGAUCUGCCCAAUGAAAUGUGGUUUUCGCA